ACACACAACAGUAUGAUUCCACAUGUUUGUCUUGCUGCCUGUCUGUCUGACUGUGUCUGUGUUUUCAUCUGCAGGUAGUGUAACAGAAAUGACCAAAGAGGAUAUUCCUGAGCUGUCCUCAGAAGGAGAUUCAGUACUGGAUAGAUACAGGAGCCUGUCCCCUGGUUCUGAGAGACCCGUGGUUCACCAAGUAGCUUCUCCUCCCAUGCCUGCAGACUGCGAGUUCUCCUUCUUCGACCCCAAUGAUCCAAAGUGCCAGGAGAUCCUGUUCAGCCCUCGAACCACUGUCUCUGAGCUGUUUGCUGUCCUGAGACAAUGGGUCCCGCAAGUGCAGCAGAACAGCAGCGUGAUCGGCAAUGAGAUCCUGAAGCGCGGCUGCAGUGUUAACGCUCGAGAUGGGCUGACUGACAUGAGCCUGCUUCAUUAUACCUGCAAAGCUGGAGCGCAGGGGAUCGGCGAUGCAGAGACUGCUGCCAGCUUCGCUUCCCAGUUGCUCAGCAUGGGGGCUGACCCCAGCCUGCGAAGCCGCUGGACCAACAUGUGCGCCCUGCACUACGCAGCCUACAUCGACGUGCCAGAGCUCAUCCGGGUUGUGCUCAAGGCAUCAAGACCAGGGGAUGUUGAUGCUACCUGCAGUGACUUUGAUUUCGGCACGGCCCUGCACAUCGCUGCUUCUAACUUGUGUGUACGAGCUGUGAAGUGUCUGCUUGAACACGGGGCCAAUCCGGCCUUCAGGAAUGACCGCGGACAGACCCCUGCAGAUGUGGUGCCGGACCCCCUCGAAAUGCCCCUGGAGAUGGCGGAUGCCGCGGCAGUUGCCAAGGAGAUAAGGCAGCUGCUGCUGGACGCGAUGCCCUUGGCCUGCGACAUCAGCUGUGCCAUGCUACCCAACUACAACCAAGUCUUGGGCAAGACCCUGCUCAGUUCCCUGGGCUUCAGAGUGGGUGACCGUGUCAUCAUCGCGGGGCAGAAGAUUGGCACGUUGCGGUUUUGCGGCACCACAGAAUUUGCCAGUGGACAGUGGGCGGGGAUAGAGUUAGACGAACCGGAGGGCAAAAACAACGGGGGUGUCGGGGGGGUGCAGUACUUCAGCUGUCCUCCCAAGUACGGUAUCUUUGCCCCUCUGUCUAAGAUCAGCAAGGAUUCAGAUGACAGGAAAACGACAGCAAAAAGCUCCACAGUGAGAUCCUCUACCCCCAUCCGGUUGCAGAAGAUCGACCUGUCCCACGUUACCUCCAAGAUAAAUACAGGUGCAUCCUCCAUCAAAAAACACACAGCAAAAAAGCCAUCUGCAAACCCCCCAGCGGUAGAUAAGCCCCCCGCUACACAACCAGGCUCAGUCUCUUUGCCUGGUUCCAGCUGCUCCUCCUCCUCCUCCUCCUCCUCCUCCUCCUCCUCCUCCUCUACAUCCUCCUUAGACAACAAACCUCAGCCCAGCCCCUGGCAGAGACCGGCCCACCCCCGGCCCAGGAACCCUGUCUGUACUAAGAGGCCCUCAGUCGACAGGACAGCGCCGUCUUGUGCCAGGACCACCGCCGGUAUGCAGACCCGCACCCCCUCCACAGGCAGUGUCCACUCCGAAGAGGCUGACAUCCAGGUGGGGGACAAGGUGCUGGUGGUGGGGCAGAGGACCGGGGUAGUCCGCUUCCACGGGAAGACCAGCUUUGCGCCAGGGUUCUGGUAUGGUAUUGAGCUGGACAAACCCAAUGGAAAGAACAACGGCUCCGUAGGGGGAGUGCAGUACUUCAGCUGUCCCUUCAAACACGGGGUCUUCGCACCCCCCUCCCGAGUGCAGAGGAUACAUGGUUCUAUGGAUUCUCUCACAGAUAUCUCCUCUGCUAGACGUAACCACUCCUUCCCAGGAAUCAAACGAAGCUUCAGCACCUCAUUGACCAUCUCUUCACAGAGAGAGCUGAGCAGGAAGAGCCCUGUCAACAGGUCGCGGCCAGCAUUCCUGCAUCGCAGCUGGAGCAGCACUAGUGCGGGGUCUGGCGGUUUGCCCCCUGCCCCGGACAGUACGGUGAAGCUACACCAGGGCAUGCAGGUCUACCUCACUAGCUCCAAUGCGAUAGCCACCAUCCGCUACGUGGGCCCUGCCGACUUUGCCCCGGGGAUGUGGCUAGGGCUAGAGCUGCAGACCCUGAAGGGCAAGAACGAUGGCUCCGUGGGGAAUUGCCGCUACUUCACCUGCCGGCCCAACCACGGGGUGCUGGUGCGGCCCAGCCGGGUUACCUACGGUGGCAUUAACGGGGCCCAGCUCGUGGAUGAGGGCAGGUAGGACCAGAGGCCACUGGGCAGAAGAUAGGACACUGGAGUAGGUCAACUUUCAUGGUUACUGAACCAGCUGUGUUGGGAAUUUACAUUACAUUGUGGUUUUCGCUCUAAAACAUGGCGUCAAGAACUGGAACACUGAUGUUUUCUAGAAAGCAUCCCAAGGAUCGCUCUAUUCUUCUAACAUCUAACUAAAUAAAAAUGUAUUGUAGACUCACUAUAUCUAGGGUGUAUUGAGAAACUUCAAGUUGUGAAUCCCAGGACCCCUCUCCAGUUCUGAUGAUAAUGCGUUUGUGGUGUUGUAAAAAUGUGUAUUUCUGCUUGAUGGAAUUGCGGUACUAAUGAUCAGGGUAUUUUAAGUGACUUUCUAACAUGGUUUUACUUUAUUUGUCUUCCUGUAGCUGUCCUCUCUAUAGCAUCCAUAUCCCCCAUCCAUUAUGAUUAUAAUUUAUUUUAUUGUAAAGUUUUGAGUGUUGUAACGAUCACUGCCUUUAAAACCCUUGUAAAGGUGGUUUAUUCUCCCAGAAAAGUAUUCCUUUGGAAAGAUAUUGGGAAUUUGUGAAAGAAAAGGUUGAUGGACCCUUGUCUGAUAUUUGGCUCAUACUAAGCACAGCAUUAAUGAAGGAUAACUGCCUACACAGUUGCCAGUGAUGUUUUAAAGCACAGGCACAUGCGCACACACAUACAUUUAGAAUUCUAAAUUGCUUUGUCAGUUUAUUAGUAGCCCUUUUGCACCUUUUAGCAAUAAAUUCCUAGAAAGUAAUCCAGGAUACUGGGUACUGGCUACUUAUGCAUGGUUUGUGGUUAGUUAGCCUUGUUAGUCCGGAUAAAAAAAAAGACUGACCACCUGUACAAGCACACAAACUAACAACAAACACAAGAGCACAAACUAGUAUAAGCACAGUCACGUACAAGCACAUACACCAUUUAAUGAAAGGUAAGUUACAUGAGCACUUAGACAAACACACAUACUGACAGAACUACGCACACUUGCACGACCAGUGAAAUCAUAUAGAAAAAAAACCUAGAAAAACUACAGCUUUCUCAAUGGUAAUUUAACAGCAUUUUUCCCUUCGCUACAAGCACACAGACCCAGAAAACUAAUGACCGCCAGCAGCAGUGAAUUCCAAACCCACACACUUUGUCAGUGUACUAAUAAAGGCAGUUGAACUAUUUUUUUUUUUAACAGAUGUAACAAGCUGAAUGUGCCCAAAUGAAGUGUGUUUUUGUAAUAUUACAUGGUAAACCAGGUCAAAUUGGUAGUGUAAUACAUUUAAACUUUUUUUAAACAUCACUUUAUUUGUUUUUAAACUGGAAUGUAUGGCUUACAGUCCGUUUAUUACAUGCAGUGCAUUAUUCAUGUAUUGUUUUUAUUCCUUUUGUGUACAAGACGUCUAUGGGGGUGUUAAGAGUUAGCAGCUCCUGCUUUAUACCGUAACACCUCCAGACACUUGCUACAAGAGCUGCCCAGUCUUCCUUCAUGGAAUCAGCAGCUGGUCACAGGGGCACCGAAACAUCUGUGUGCAGCUUUCAAACCUUUAGGAAUACGUUAAUAGGAAGAAACUUCACAGGUUCAAUGACAGAUGUUUUGACCUGAAGUCUUUCUCCUGUGUUCUGGAAAUGUUUGUCAUUGAACUUUUAGUAUUUUUAAAUGUAGCUGUAUUGAGUGUUUAAUAGCUGUCAGAACUCCCCAAUAGUGAGGUUAAUGUCAGGCAACCCUGUACGACUGAAAAGGGAAAUCGUUCAGUUUUGUUUCUCCAAGUUUUUAUUUUCAUACCAGUCUCUCUCCCAGUUAUCAUUUUGAUGAAUUUCAGAAAUUACAUUUGCUGAUUUGUGUGGAGAUCAAAAGGUGUAUUCAUAAAACAUCAGCAAGUUGGUAAGUGCAUUAGACUACAGUGCAUUUAAUAGUAUGCUAGCGCACUGUGAGCACAGACACUGAAGAGUACUGGUAGACUGUACCUCUAUUACUGAGGUAAAUGUAUUACACUUGCAAUAAUACAUUUUAUUUUUGGAUUGAAUUUUGUACAUCUAAAACUUUGUGUGCUAUUCUAUAUAUUGCUAUUUUUUAUUGUGUGGAUGACGUGCAUUUGAAUUGCAAGAUUGCCAAGUGCUUUCUAUCUGUUCUUAGUGCUUUUGCUAUAUUUUAAUGAUGAUAAACUCUUGUUUUAAUAAUAUUUUACGAUCUAAAAA
This is a messenger RNA of Acipenser ruthenus (sterlet), 4461 nucleotides long. RefSeq names its product CAP-Gly domain-containing linker protein 4-like. The transcript has 15 exons. NCBI's taxonomy places the organism in Eukaryota, Metazoa, Chordata, Actinopteri, Acipenseriformes, Acipenseridae. The record is from RefSeq and is a predicted model, not a curated record. Bases 23 to 2278 code for a protein of 751 amino acids. Gene Ontology annotation, molecular function: microtubule plus-end binding. Gene Ontology annotation, cellular component: cytoplasm; nucleus; microtubule plus-end. Gene Ontology annotation, biological process: cytoplasmic microtubule organization.